Messenger RNA from Sycon ciliatum, 1902 nucleotides. RefSeq names its product carboxylesterase NlhH-like. Gene Ontology annotation, molecular function: hydrolase activity. NCBI's taxonomy places the organism in Eukaryota, Metazoa, Porifera, Calcarea, Leucosolenida, Sycettidae. The transcript is spliced from 4 exons. The record is from RefSeq and is a predicted model, not a curated record. Bases 333 to 1568 code for a protein of 411 amino acids.
CUAACAUAGCUGUUCGCUAUCAUUGCUUCUGCGAUGGGCAGGUCUGAGGUCUGAGGUCUCUGACACUGACAGUCUGUCAGUGUCUGUGGCUGUGCUCCCAUUUCUUUCCUUUUACUGGGGGCUGGGCCGUGCAUAGAUGAUCCGGAUAAUGAGAUUGUCGUAAUAAAUGAGAUGUAUAAAAUGAGAGGCAGAGAACGAUCAUCGAUCACUUACCAAUAUCAGUCUGCAAGUACCGAUAUCCUACUCGAUAUUCUAGUGUGCACUUUCGAUUCUUACGGCAAAAGGUCACUUGGAAGGGCGCGAUAGAGGCCAGUUGUUCGGGCUCAGAGGAAAUGGCUUGUGGCCGGUGUUGCCUUGUGCUGCUCUCGACGAUUGCUGUGCUGUUGGCCAUAGCACUAUAUCCUCUGUCGCAAUGGGAUGAGAACAUUUCCAUAGAAACUCGGAUAAAUGGCAGAAUCCUGGACAUGUUCAUCAUACCACGGCCUUCAGUCAACUUUUUGAGUGUACUGGCAUUCCUGAGAGGAACAAGCCGACCGGAAGCCAGUCGCCAUCUCAUGUCACUACUGGACCCCAAAGUUGACACAAGCUAUGUUAGCAGUGAGGACCACACAGUGGCUGGUGUUCCUGUGCGCUUGUAUCGACCAGCGACUGUUGACGCGGACGCAGUGCUACCAGUACUGGUGUACUUCCACGGCGGUGGCUUUAUCGUUGGAACCUUAGAUGGUUUUGGGGACGUGUUAGCGAAUUGGUGCCGCGAAUCUGACAUUGCCGUGAUUUCCGUUGACUACCGCUUGGCUCCCGAACAUGUCUUCCCUGCGGCGUUUGAUGACUGCUUUGCUGUGACUAAGGCAGUUCUUGGUGACCAGGCGGUAGCUGCGGCACUACGAGUCAACUCUUCGUUGGUCAGUGUUGGCGGUGACAGUGCUGGUGGAUCACUGGCAGCGGCUGUUACUCUGCACAUCAGUAGGAUCACAAGUCUACCUCGUGUGCGUGCUCAGAUCUCAAUAGUCCCAACUUUGAAAGGUGCACUUGAUGAUCCGGAAACCGCACUAGCAUUUUGGGCCCCCGGUGGCCUGACAUCCGAGAUGAUGUUCUUAUUUUGGGCGUGGUAUCUGGGCGGAAUGGAACACUAUGAACUCCUCUAUUCGCAAAUGACCGAGCGCUCGCCACAACUUCUUCCCGUGGAAGUUUGGAAGAACGCCAGCCUUCGACUGGAAGGUGUGGACGUUGAACUGGUCACUCCCGAUACAGACAAGUACCCGUAUGCAGAGCGAUUUUUGAACGAGUCUAUGAGUGCUCUGCUUUCCAAGGACUUGAGUACGGUACCACCAACAAUCGUCUUGCUGGCAGGCAUUGAUCCAUUGUAUAAUGAUGGUCUGCUGUAUGAGCGACGCCUGAAGUCGGCCGGUGUGGAAGUUGAGCUUGUGGAGUAUAAGAACCAAAUGCAUGGCUUCCAUGCAGUUUUGCCCGCGAAUAUCACCGUUCUGGGUACUACAUUUCUUGUUGGCAAUGCUGAUGCUCUAGAUGUCAUGAAGCAAAGCGUGAGAUUUGUCCUUGAUCACCUUUAGAUCACCCUGGGCCAGUCGUCUCCACACGCACACAAACAUGUACAAGUACAACAGUGUGGCAAUGGCUAUUGCAAGUUUGUUCCUCCACUGCGCGUGUGUGUAUGUGUAUGUGUGCGUUCGUGCAUGUGUGCGUUCAAUUUUAUUUGCUGUUUUAGCCAUCGCCCAAGUGGGUCCUUUUUUUGCUUUUUUUAUUUAGGGUUUGAAUAUGAAUUUUAACAGAUUCAAUUACUGGCAUAAGAAGAUUAUGUCCAUGACUUAGGCCUUGGCGGAUAAGGCUCGAAAAGGUGGUAGAUUCUGCUCGAAAAGCAGUGAAAUUGGCAGAACCAUAAAAACC